Molecule: messenger RNA, 1028 nt
Organism: Dermacentor silvarum
Lineage: Eukaryota; Metazoa; Arthropoda; Arachnida; Ixodida; Ixodidae
Exons: 2
Coding region: 1-996 (331 amino acids)
Molecular function (GO): heme binding; oxygen binding
Source: RefSeq, a predicted model, not a curated record
AUGGGCAAUGCUCUACGCAAGAACCUCGGCGAUCAGCGCAGCCGCCUGACAGAAUCCGAGAAGAGGCUGAUUCGCAACAGCUGGCGCAAGUUCUGCGAGCGGAACCCGGACUACGGCGUGCGCAUCUUCAUCGGCAUGUUCGCCAAGCACCCCGAGUACCUGCAGUUGUUCCCCAGGUUCAGGGACAAGGAACUGCGCACGCUUCGCGACGACGCCAAAUUCCGGGCGCACGCAUGCGCCGUGGGCCACCAGCUGUCGGCCAUCGUCGAGUGCAUCGAGGAUGACGAGGUGCUCAUCGAGCUGAUCCGCAAGAAUGCCGCCAAUCACCUGCCGCGAGCCGGCGUGAGGCCCUCGAACUUCGAGGGCCUCUUCGCCGCGGCGCUCGAGCAGAUGGUGGCCAGCAACAGGGCACUCAUGACGCCAGCCACCGUGAACGCGUGGGAGAGGCUUUUCGAGACAAUGAACACAAUCACGAGGAACGUGUAUGAGGAGGCCGCAGAAUUCUCGGCCACCAGCCAGGACACGUCGUCGGGAGAUGAACGCUCACCGCUCGACCCUGUCGCUGCCUUUGCUGAACUCUCGAAGACGGAUGGUGAUGAUGCUGCAGCUGGUUCCAGCACGGCACUGGGACAACUGACCACACAGGGAACCACCGCUGGUGCUGGUACUUCGGAGAAACUGACGAAGGAGCGUCGGGACAGCGCUCCUGGCACUACGAAGCCGAAUACUGCGGCGCCCGCUGGAAACGUCAGUGGCACAACGACAGGGUUGGCUGUCUUGGGAGAAGCGAGCAGUGCUUCGGGCCAACUUACCCACCACGACGUUGCCGACUCUUUAAAGCCGAUAAAGCCAGCGCCUGAGGCAAACGCUGGUGGUACACAAGCACCACCAGCCGCACAGCGUGGCUUGCACGCUGCUGGGGCUCCGAAAAAGCUAACCAAAAAGGCCCACCGAGAUGCGUCAUCACAGGAUAACACGGAGCCGGCUACGAUAUAACGCUUCACCAGUCAUUGAAGCGACGGUUCGCA